This is a messenger RNA of Eleginops maclovinus (Patagonian blennie), 7418 nucleotides long. It is a transcript of the gene ubr3, whose product is annotated as ubiquitin protein ligase E3 component n-recognin 3. Bases 38 to 5608 code for a protein of 1856 amino acids. The record is from RefSeq and is a predicted model, not a curated record. Lineage: Eukaryota; Metazoa; Chordata; Actinopteri; Perciformes; Eleginopidae. Gene Ontology annotation, biological process: ubiquitin-dependent protein catabolic process via the N-end rule pathway; protein ubiquitination. Gene Ontology annotation, molecular function: ubiquitin protein ligase activity; zinc ion binding. Gene Ontology annotation, cellular component: cytoplasm; ubiquitin ligase complex. The transcript has 40 exons.
CAACAAAAAUAAAUUUGUGGACAACAAGCCAGAGUGCAUGAUGGCGGCGUCGCUGCUGCGCCGGGACAAGAAAGCUACUGCCGCCCACUUGAAGGCAGACUUGAAUCGGACUGACAAUAGCUCCGGGGUGCGACAACUUCAGGAUCUGCUCGACUCUGUCCUAAAUCCUGAGAAACCAGCGGCGGACACAGAGGCUCUGGACUGGUGUAAAUGUCUGAUUGCAGGAGGCGAAGGUUUCGAGGAGUUCUGCAAAACGGUCCGGUCCUAUGACAACGCUACUCUGUGCGGACUGGUUUGGACGGCUAAUUUCGUGGCGUAUCGAUGCCGGACCUGUGGAAUCUCCCCGUGCAUGUCACUGUGUGCUGAGUGCUUCAAUAACGGAGACCACACGGGCCAUGAUUUCAACAUGUUCAGGAGCCAGGCUGGUGGGGCCUGUGACUGUGGAGACAGUAAUGUCAUGCGAGAGACUGGGUUUUGCAGACGGCAUCGGUUGAGAACAGGGGAGAAUGUCCCCUCAAUACCUCGAGACCUCCUUUUGAUGUCUGAGAUGGUUCUUCCUCGCUUUAUCCUGUGUAUCAUCCAGUAUCUGAGAGAUGGGUACAUUGAAUCAGACACCUCAACUGAGAGAGAUCUACAGAAAGUCCUGCAGCAUCUGGAACCCCAGAUCUCCUUCCUGGAGGAGCUCACCAAGAUGGGAGGUGCAAUGAGGACUGUACUGACAAAAAUCCUGACCAAUCAGCAAACAUUCAAGGAGUUGAGCAUGGGCAAGGAGGAGAAUUUGUUUGCUAAAAAGAACUAUGACAAGUAUUUGUCGGCCUUGAAGAAUUCAGGUCUGGUUUCUGUGGAGGAAAAAGCCCAAGGUGCUACUGCUGAUGUCGCUUUAGGUGCUGAAGGGGGUGCAGGGGCUAUGGUCCUAUUGGGAAAUGCCGCACCAGGGAGCCCAGAUGAUUCUAAUAAAGAGGAGGACCAAGAUGCAGGGCAGUCUGUUGGGCAGAGGAAGAGGGUAAAGCUGAGCAGCAGUACCAAAGACCCGUGUAUUAUUGAAUCUCUGAAGCAUAAAUGCUUUCUGGAGGAGUUGCUGUUCUGGACAAUAAAAUAUGAGUUUCCUCAGAAGAUGGUUACCUUCCUACUCAACAUGUUGCCAGAUCAAGAUUACAAGAUCACUUUUACAAAAACAUUUGUUCAGCAUUAUGCAUUCAUCAUGAAAACACUGAUGAAAAGCCACGAGUCAGAUACCAUGUCCAACCGCAUUGUACAUAUUAGUGUGCAGCUGUUUAGCAACGAGGAGCUGGCUCGACACGUGACGGAGGAGUGUCAGCUGUUGGACAUCAUGGUCACAGUCCUCUUGUACAUGAUGGAGAGUUGCCUUAUUAAAAGUGAACUUCAGGACGAAGAGAACAGUCGCCAUGUUGUGGUGAACUGCAGCGAGGCUCUGUUGAAGAACAACACCUACUGGCCGUUAGUUAGUGAUUUUAUUAACAUCCUCUCACACCAAAGUGUCGCCAAAAAGUUCCUGGAGGACCAUUCCUUGUUGAUGCUGUGGAUGAGCUUUGUGUCAUUUUUUCAAGGUAUGAACCUGAAUAAGCGCGAGUUGAAUGAACAUGUGGAGUUUGAGUCUCAGACAUACUAUGCAGCGUUUGCAGCAGAGCUCGAGGCCUGCGCACAACCAAUGUGGGGUCUCUUAACACACUGCAAAGUCAAAGAGACACAGGAAUAUACUAAAACGGUGGUGCGCUACUGCUUGGAGACCCUGCAGAUCUGGUUUGAUGCCAUUGGCUUCACUGACGAGCCCGCUCCAAAUCAAGUGACAUUUCAUCUGCCACUGCACCGCUACUAUGCCAUGUUCCUCAGUAAGGCUGUGAAGUGCCAAGGCCUGGAUCUGGACAGCCUCCUGCCUGACCAAGAGAUGCUGAUGAAGAUCAUGGUGCAUCCACUCCAAAUCCAGGCAAGCCUGUCAGAGAUCCACAGCAACAUGUGGGUCAGGAACGGUCUGCAGAUCAAGGGGCAGGCUAUGACCUACGUGCAGUCCCACUUCUGCAACUCCAUGAUCGACCCAGACAUCUAUCUGCUCCAGGUCUGUGCAUCAAGACUGGAUCCUGACUACUUCAUCUCAAGUGUUUUUGAGAGGUUCAAAGUGGUCGACCUGUUGACCAUGGCGUCUCAGCAUCAGAACGCUGUACUGGACUCUGAGCAGGAGAGGCCGAUGCUUGAAGGAGCGCUCACCUUCCUCGUCAUAUUGACAAGCCUUCGCGUUCAUUUGGGGAUGACGGACGAUGAGAUUCUGCGGGCGGAGAUGGUUUCACAGUUGUGUAUGAACGACCGUACACACAGCGCACUGUUAGACCUUAUCCCUGAGAAUCCCAACCCAAAGAGUGGCAUUGUACCAGGGAGUUGUAGUUUUGAGGAGAUGCUCUCUGCUGUGGCUGACUUCAAGGCACCGGUGUUCGAGCCUGGAGGCUCCAUGCAGCAGGGCAUGUACACGCCAAAAGCGGAGGUGUGGGAAAAGGAGUUUGACCCCAUCAUGGUCGUUCUCAGAACGGUGUAUCGGCGAGACGUCCAAUCUGCAAUGGACAGAUACUCAGCAUUUUUAAAACAGGCUGGCAUGCACACUGGCAACCCAUGGCCACCUUAUAAGGAGAGGACUCCACUGCAUCCGUGUUACAAAGGCCUUAUCAAGCUGCUGCACUGCAAGACGCUGCACAUUGUCAUAUUCACUCUCCUCUACAAGAUCUGGAUGGAUCAUCAGAACAUGUCGGAGCAUGUGCUGUGCAUGGUGAUGUACCUGAUCGAGCUGGGUUUGGACAACCAGCUUCAAGACAACAAGCAGGAAGAGGAGCCUUGCAUUGAGGAGCACUGCCAUGACAGCUGGUUUCCCGGCACAAACCUCCUUUCCAACCUGCACCAUGUCAUCAACUUUGUCAGGGUCCGGGUUCCUGAGACGGCUCCUGAAGUGAAGAGAGAGGCCCCUCCCAGCACCAGCACUGAGGCUUCUUCAUAUGGCCAGGACUCCCGGCGUCUUACAGGGAAUUGGAGAGAGAACCUGCGUGAAGCUCAGGUGUUCAGCCUUGUAACGGAGCGGAGGAGGAAGUUCCAGGAGAUAAUCAACCGCAGCAACACUGAAGCCGCCCAGGUCGUCAGGCCCAAGAGCUCCUCCACACGCUGGGUCCCACCAGGCACCCCCCCUCAGCUGGUGACAGAGAUCCUGGAGAUCCGAGAGAGCAUGCUGUCCCUGCUCAUCAAGCUCCACCAGAAGCUAUCGUCCAAGCAGAACUCUCUGUCGGCGUCCUGGCUGGACGAUAUGGACACGAGCCGCCACACUCACGGAGAUGGCAUUACAGCCAUCGAGCGCAUCCUCACCAAGGCAGCCGCGCGCAGCUGCCAAAUCAAGCGGAGCAUCCAGGACAUUUGUGGAAAGACGUGUCCUCCUGUGCCACCAAAGAAGAACAGUCCAUCUGACAAGAAAACCAUGGAUAAGGAAGAGAGACGUCAAAGGGCCAGGGAGCGACAGCAGAAGCUCCUUGCUGAAUUUGCCUCCAGGCAGAAGAGCUUCAUGGAAACGGCCAUGGAUGUCGAAUCCCCUGAAACCGAGGCAGCCAUGGACUUAGGAGCGUCUGAAGUGAUGGAGUCCGAGGUUCUUUAUGACUGCGUGAUCUGUGGCCAGAGCGGACCGUCCACUGAGGACAGACCCACUGGUCUUGUAGUUCUCCUCCAAGCAUCCUCAGUGCUCGGGCACCGAUGCAAAAACGAAGAGGCUAAGAAGCUACCGACGAGUGAUGAAGAGCAUAUCUACGCUGCAGACACGUGUGGAGUGGCUCAUGAUGUCAUGCUCACGCUCAUGCAACGAUUCUUCAAAGAUAGCUCUUGUCUGCAGUCGGUGUCGAUAGGUUGGGACGGGGGCGUCUACGUUCAGACCUGUGGACACACUCUGCAUAUAGAUUGCCACAAGUCAUACAUGGAGUCUCUGAGGAAUGACCAGGUCCUGCAGGGCUUCUCUGUGGACAAGGGUGAAUUUACGUGCCCACUGUGUCGACAGUUUGCCAAUAGUGUCCUUCCCUGUCGCCCCGGGCGGGGCACAGAGGCUGGUGCCUGGCACACACCCACAAGCAAGACGACGUUAGUGCUGGUCAAGGAGGUGGAAGAUCUUCAGGAGAGACUUGCACUUUUCCCAACGGAGUCCAACUUGAGUAAAGAGAUGGAGCUGGUUAUUAAAGACAUCAAGAAUACCACUCAGAGGAAAUACAUGGACUAUGGCAAGAACCCCGGUUCCCCUGAUAAUGAUUUCCUCUUCAUGUACUCUGUGGCAAGGACCAACCUGGAGUUGGAACUUGUGCAUCGGGGAGGAAACCUGUGUUCUGGAGGUGCCAGUGCAGCCGCCAAACGCUCCUGCCUCAAUCAGCUGUUCCAUGUGCUGGCUAUGCACAUGCGUCUGUACAGCAUAGAUUCCGCCUACAACCCCUGGACAAAGCUGACUCAGGUUAUAGAAAGCAGAGAGGCAGAUGAUUUUGAUGAUGAAGAAAGACCUGAGGUACCUAUGCUGUUUCGAGAUGUCCCAUCCCUCCUGAUCAUCUUUGUGCUAACAAUGCCCCAGCCUCUGCGAAAAGAGCACUUCACCUGUGUGGUGAAGAUGCUUUACAACCUGCAGUUCACCCAGGCUCUCGCUGCUCUCUCAACCAAGUUCAGCCCAGAAGAGAGGCAGGCCUGGAGCACAUCUGGAGCGCUAAAGAAGAAUGCUGCAAAUGCCGAGACAUCCUUCGAGGCGCUGCUCAGUCACGUUAUCAGUGAGCUCUCUAAGGACAAGAGUGUGUUCAAGGUGAACACUGAAGAAACAUCAAUGCUGAUCUCCGGUGUGUGGUCUCCACAGUCGAUUGAGUUCAGCCUACAGCAGGUCUGCCUGCCCUUCCUGCGUCUGUCCUGCCUCCUGCAGCAUCACCUCUACGGAGACAACCUUUCCGGCUGCCUGGAAGAGGAGGAGUUCCCGUCCUUGGCUGUGUGUCUGGGGCUCUUAGCCUCAGUCCCUCAGCCCUCCAACAUCGCACACAGUGCCUCGUGUCUGAAGUGGGCGGUCGACGCCUUUGACUUGGUGACACAGUGGUGCGCUGAGGUCACAGGGCUCUCUCAGAUGCAGGCUGAGCAAUCAUUGUCCUUGCUUGUCCAGGAACCUCAGUGGGCAGCGCCCCGCCUUCUCCAGCUCCCCGACAACUACAAUAUCAUCUUCCAAUACUAUCACAGGAAGGCCUGCACUGCCUGCAAAAAAGUGCCAAAAGACCCCGCGCUCUGUCUGGUUUGUGGCGCCUUUGUCUGUCUCAAGGGCGUUUGCUGCAAACAGCAGGGUAUCUGUGAAUGUGUUUUGCACUCCCAACAUUGUGGCGCAGCUACAGGCAUCUUUCUCCUGAUAAAUGCCUCAGUCAUCAUCAUCAUCCGUGGACAUCGUUUCUGCCUGUGGGGUUCUGUUUACCUUGAUGCUCACGGAGAGGAGGACCGCGACUUACGCCGUGGCAAACCUCUCUUCUUGUGCGAGGAGAGGUAUCGAGUGUUGGAGCAACAGUGGGUUUCUCACACCUUUGAUCACAUCAAUAAGCGUUGGGGGCCUCACUAUAAUGGACUCUAAGAUCUUCCACAACAGCAACCCGUGGCGGAAGAAGACUUUUUUUUUUCCUGGCUUUUGUGUCUGACUCGAUCUAAAAUAUUUGGGAACUCUUAACGUGAUAAACACAAACAUCCCAGUGAGGGUACUGCUGCCACAGCCUUGGUUUAUGUGAAGUUUGGUGUACAAUCAUCCCUAAAGAUUAACACGUGUGUGUGUUUAAGUGAUUUAUUGUGUGGUUUUCAACAGGGAAAAACAGAAUUCGGUAAGAUCAAAGUGAAAAGCACAACUUUGCCCAGAAAUGAAAUUGGUGUGGAACAGGCUUUUGAAGCCCGUUGUAUUUAUUUGGGUUUAAAAAAAAAAAAAAAUCAACUGUUGAAUGUCCCUGCAAAUUCUGAUUACUUUUUGCACCAUUUAUGAUGAUGUUAAUGCAUAUCCCUUUUAUUUAUCAAAAUGUGCUCUGCUGUGCUGGCAUGAGUUUCAACUCCUGAUGAGUGUAGCGAUGUUAUUGCAAUGUGCACUCGUGUUCUACUGACAUGAGGGAGGGCGGGGCGAGUCCAACCAUCAACACACUAUAGAGUUUAUUUGCAAACGAGCAAAGACUCUUUUUAUGGGUCUUGUUGCAAUCCAUCCUCAGGAAUUUCUUUUUGGUUUUUGCUGUUUAAAAAUAUGUUUUAGAUAUUUAAAUAAAUGCUGCUGCUCAUUGUUCAGUAAUUUAAACUUUUGUGAAGACUUUUUUUUUCUAAGGUUGUGCUUUGAGUUUAUGAUAGAUGGCUGGGAAUGUUGACUCAAACUCACUUUAAUGUUUAAGGACGGUGUGCGGUCACCUCUUAUCACUUAUGAAGUCACUACCGAUGUUGUAGUUCUGCCCUAUCGCACAGCGCUUUUCCUUCCCGGUUAGCUCUAAGACAAAACUCUAUAGCCAGCGGAAACGCAUCUAAAGAUGCAACUGGUCAACGAAAAAUCUAAUAUUCAUUGUCCAAAAACCCUGAAGUCAAACUGCAUUUAUUUUUUAAUGAAAUGGCAUUGCACAGUUAUGGUGUCCUGCUGCUCUGGCAAAACUGAACACCACAUAAGAGCAGCAAUAUUUUAUUGGUCCUGUCCAAAUUUUCUCUUAAGAUACAAAACCACACGAUCCAUGAUCGAAAUGUCAAUUCUCCUCUUUUGUCUGUGCUGUCCAAAAAAGUUUUCCCUACUUUAGAUUGUUGAGUCCUGACUGCAGUACAGAGCAUUUAUUGUGAUGAUUAUCCCUUACUCGUGCAUCAUCUAGGUGUGAUUUAUAGUUGCAUUCCAACUUAACAAGAUUAUCAGAGUUGAGUUUCUGUUAUUCACCGUGCAUGACAUCCUUUAAGCCACCAUUAUUUAAGUGUCUUAGCUACUUAAUUUUCAGAUUAUCAUCUUUUCUUUUUCUCAGCGAAAGGAAAUUUAUCCAGUACGUGCCUGCGAGAUUAAUUUUCAGCACGCUGCUGAUAUCAAUGACGUCUGGUUAUGAAACGCGGGCCACAUUGUGCUGCAUCGAGGAAUCUUUACGGAACAGGUUAACACUUGAAAAACCUUCCUCUUGAAUUCAUGCAUGCUGCUUUUUCUGUUUACCAAGUUCCUCCCCCUCUUCUUUAUUUUGUUUUUCACACUUUGUAAAUGACCGCAACCAAAUAGCCAAUGAGUAGUGGGUGUACAUUGUAACUGAAAGCUCUUGUGUGUUCUCCGUAUGAAUGAAGCGAGAAUACAGUACAUUACUGUAGGUGCUGACUCGAGCUUUCUGAGGUUGACCAGAAAGUAUGACUUGGACAUUUAAUGCAAAAUGUAACAUAUGUGAAUAAAAUAUAAACACUGA